This is a messenger RNA of Cottoperca gobio, 3852 nucleotides long. RefSeq names its product interphotoreceptor matrix proteoglycan 1b (gene impg1b). Lineage: Eukaryota; Metazoa; Chordata; Actinopteri; Perciformes; Bovichtidae. The record is from RefSeq and is a predicted model, not a curated record. Bases 781 to 3141 code for a protein of 786 amino acids. The transcript has 17 exons. Gene Ontology annotation, biological process: visual perception.
UGAUGGCAGGUGCGGCCACAUUAGCUGUUGCCUAGCUACAUUUUGAUUGGCUAUUUGCAAAGACCUGUAAUCAUUUGCUCAUAGCUGUCAGAAGUUAGUAUUCAUUUUGUUGAAGCUAGUAAUUGAAUGGACCAUUUGGAUUAUCUUCUACAACACACAUAUGAAAGUCUUCCUUUUAAAGUAAAACUUGAGAUUUAACGAAACACCUCGGUGCCCAACAGCCGCAGGAUUACAAGCCGCUGGUAAACAAGGGUUCUCCAGGAAAAAAUGGCUGACUGCUAAUUAAGCUGCUAGCUUAACUGCUAGCUUGUCAGACAAGACAUUUGCUUCCUGUGUGUGCUAUUAUUUGGAGGCGAUGGUACCUGGUCAAGAACAGGCUUUGAGGAUCCCAAGCAUCUUUCUGAGAGGAUUACCAAACAUGAAAGCAGCUGUGCAACGUGCUAAAAUUCAGCUUGUUGCAAAGCUAACACCACGUCAACGUUGACCAAACUGACAGCGCAUACAAACAGGAAUUGAACAGUUACGUUAUAACAGCACGUCGAGGAGAACAGCCAUUUUGCUUCAUGAAUGCGCGGUUAGAGGUACCAUGCAGAGCUUUUGACCACGAGCGACAUACAUGACCACGGUUUUUCCGGACUCAGGGAUGUGAAGUACCGACACUUUCUAGAAGCCUCCCGACCGAUUAGACACACCACAAAUGUCAGAGCAGCGCACGAUGGGAGUCGGACGAAGAGGUCGGCGCUCCUGACCACGGGGGUCAAAGUGUGUCCCCAGGAGACGAUGAAAGCAGUCAUCGGCAGCCAUCGGGCCUAUUACAAGCUCAGAGUUUGUCAGGAAGCGAUUUGGGAAGCGUUUCGGAUCUUCUUGGACAGAGUCCCAAACUCAGAGGAGUACAGAGCCUGGCUUUACACAUGCCAGCAUGAAAACCUCUGCAUGGACGACCUGGCCCAGAACUUCAGCAGCUCUCAGGAGCAUCUCGACCUCGUGGCCAGUAGAAUAUCUGAGCAAGUGGAAAUUGAAGGAGUUUUUGCUGGAACCACGGAGUCGGGAAGGGAUUGCACCUGGACACCCCCACUGAUUCUGUUUCCAACUGAGGACAACUUGAUCCAAGAAGACCCCAACAUGAUCAAAGAGAACUAUGAGGAGUACAUUAUCGAGUUCAGUGUCACCAUCGUGGACCCGGCAUUCAGCCGGCUGGUCAGUAACCCACAGGCAGUGGAGUACAAUGACAUCAGACAAGAGCUGACAGACAAGAUGAAACGUGUAUUUGAAAAAGUCCCAGGAUUCAAAGAGAUUCGUGUGCUGGGUUUUCGCUCCGAGGAUGUUUCUGUGCGUUACGCCGUGGUCUUUAACGGAGAGACGGAGCUCAACGAUGAGCCUGAUGGUCUUGAGGAGCCUCAGACGGACGAGGAUGUGAAUGCUCCUAAACUGAAGCACAUCAUCGUAAAUGCCUUGAGACGGGAGCCGUCACUACCGGUGGACAUAAAGACACUCAGCUUUGAGACUGUAACUACAGUUUAUCCCGUUGCGGAGCUCGGCAUGAACCCUGUUAAGGGCGUUAUGUCUGCGGACGAAACCACACAGGCGUCUACAGAAGACAAAUCUCCCCCCCAAAACUUCUUUCCCACUGUGGCAGUGAUAGAAAACUCUUUGGAAGCUUCUACAACCAAACCAGAAACACACACCUUUGUGCCUUUCAUCCCAAACAUCCUCCCAGAAAGCUCUUCUGCCGUCACUGAUGAGACUCCUUUAAUGUCAGCAGUCGAGGAGGAAUCCACAGAAGAAUCUGCGGAGGAGAUGCCACCAACUGAGCGUGUCAACAGCGGUGAGGCUGAACCUGAAGAACAGGUGACGGACGAACCUGAACCAGUUGAUGGGGUUCCUGAGGAACAUCCAGAGCAGCAUGAGGACCUUCCAUUAGCAACUCCAGACUCUCAACCAGAAGAAGUAAUUGCUGAUCCACCUGUUGAGCUAGAGUGUACAGAUAUCACAGUUACUGAGAUAUCUGUCAUAGAAGCAGCAGUCCCAGUCUCUACGCCAUCAUCUCAUGAGGAUGUUGUCCACGGCAUUGAACCAGAAACGGAUGUGGAGUAUUCGCCGCCUCAUGUAGAGAGCGGUGAAGCCCCAGAGGACAGAGUUGAGUCUGGUGGAGGGCAAAGUGUGUCGACAGACAUGUCUCCUGAGAACUCAAACAUUCAAGACGAUGUAGAGUCAAGUCAGAACAGGACGGAGGCGAAUAUGACCGACUCUGUGGAAGAAGAGAGCGGUAGUGGAUUCCCCUCAGAGUCUGACGAACGCCCGCACGAAUCCACAGCUGCACCGGCCAUGAGACAAGCCAACACCCCUCUGAUGACCGCGGUGGAUAAGGGCAAAGAGUUAGUUGUUUUCUUUAGCUUGAGGGUCACUAACAUGAUGUUUUCUGACGACCUGUUCAACAAGAGCUCUCCAGAGUAUAAAUCACUGGAGAAUACCUUUCUUGAGCUGCUUCUACCAUAUCUGCAAUCCAAUUUGACUGGAUUCAAGCAGCUGGAAGUUCUAAACUUCAGGAACGGCAGCGUUGUGGUGAACAGCAAGAUGAAACUGGACAAACCAUUACCUUAUAAUGUCACCGAAGCGGUUCACUGUGUGCUCGAAGACUUCUGCAACGCGGCAUCUAAACGGCUCGACAUCGAGAUCGACAGUCGCUCCUUGGAAGUAGAACCAGCUGACCAAGCAGACCCCUGUAAGUUCCUGGCCUGCAACGAGUUUUCACACUGCGGGGUAAACCAUUGGAGCGGAGAGGCAGAGUGCAUGUGCGAUCCGGGCUACAUCAGCGUAGACAGCCUGCCGUGUCAGAGCACCUGCGCUCUGCAGCUGGACUACUGCCUGAAUGAAGGCCUGUGUGAAAUAAUCCCAGGGCACGGAGCCACCUGCAGAUGCCCUGUAGGUAAAUACUGGCACUACCACGGAGAGCGCUGCGACGAGCUGGUGUCGAUGCCGCUCGACCCUCCCCUGAUUAUAACAUGCCUCGUGGGAAGCCUCUGCUUUGUUUGUGCCGUCAUUGGCAUUUUGUUAUUUAUUAACAAGAAAUGUAUAAAGUCCAUAAAGGCUGUAACUUUGGUAUCCCCAGACAACUCUACACAACAAGAUCAGAAAAGUUAGUCUCAGAAAUGGUGGACUUCCAUCACUGUAUACCACACAAUGAGACGUGGCGACCACCAAAUGAAUCCAGAACAUGCUGUCUUUUAAGGGCAUCAGAAAACGAAUGUUUUGAAGAAAUGGUUUGAAGGCACCUUGUCGGUCUGAGGAGCCGCCGACACAGCGAGACACACACGAGCUAGCAAAGACUGAAGUUGCUGUUUAACUGUAUAUGGGAUGCUAUGGUACAUGUGCGGGUACGGUAGACCAGUAAAGUAUUGAAAUUAAUUGUUCAUAGUGAUCAAAGUGUCUUGUUGGACAGAGAGCUAUGGAUAUCAAGGUGAAAGCGACUUAGGUUGUCUUAAAGUGGAACCUCAUAUUUAUUCUAUAUAUUGAAUGGUAGGAACAUUUCCUGUAUAUCCUUUGCAAAGGUUGUUCUUUCCUCACAAUGAGGUAUUUAUUAUCUACAAACCGAUACACAUGGUGGUAUCUUCAGUUUAGACUGUUAAAUGUUGUUUAUUUUAAUGCUGUACUUUACCAUUGUCGUGUCCCAAAAAGAGAAUGAAUGUAUAAGCUGUUGACUUGGGUCAUGACUUAUUGUUUAUAGAAGUAUUGGCUGCUAAACUGUAUUUAUCAGUCUGUCCUAUUCAAAACAACUCUUCCAACUAAUCAUUUGUGUUUUGAGAUCUGGAUUUUUUACACAUUUUGCAUUGAAAAGCAAAGAAUAAAAUGUUU